CUUUCCGGGUAGCGUUAGGUUGUCAUAGCUCUUAGCUUGCAUGCAAAAGUUAUCGUGAAGUACAGUCCCUCAUUGGCGUUUUUAACAGCAUAUGCUCGAGGAACACAUGACAAGGGAACCAUGAAGGAUGGGAAAGAUCCAAAUGACACCAAAUGGUUGAUUUAUUAAAAAGAGCUGAGACUAAGAUAUUCAAAAACAGAAUGUCAACAACACGGCCCCUCCUCGGUAUGAAGCGAAUCACCGAGGUAACCUGUUCGGAACCGCGGGGAAAUGGGCUGUCAUCCUGCGCUAGCCACCAACAGCGAGAGACCGUGGACGAGUUUACGGUCCAUGAAGACAAGCAACAAGAGCUUAAAUGUGCCAAGGCCAGAGUAGAAAAGGUUUUUAAGGUAGCUUUCACUAUUAUCGGCCUCUUGGAUCACACUGGAGCCCACGGUAGUAAAGCAUCACGGCAGAUCUGGCUUCAGCUAAAAGGAAAGAGUGACGAUGUAUCGAAAGCAAAGGAGUACCUGAAGGGACUGUGUGAUCCUGAACUGCAGGAAGAUGAGCGAUACCCUGUAGACAUGCAUUGCAUCUUUGCCGGCGCCCGCGGCCUAUUCUUGGACCGCCUAUUGAGAGACACCAGCGCAGAGGUUCUGGUUUUGGAGCCGGGCCUGCUGCGGCUGGUAGGCCGGGCCGAGCCUGUUGUCAUGGCGCAGAGCCGCGUGCAGCAGUUUGUGGCCCUAUUCCAGGAGAAGCGAAGUCUGCCCGGCGACAGGGAGCCUGCGGUGAAGAGAACCUUCAAGGCGUUUGUGGAGGAGAGAGACGACAAGUACACCAUGGAGCUCCUGCUGCUGCCCAGUGCUCUGAAGGAGGAGCUGCUGGGACUGGCCAGCAGCCCCACGCAGACCCCUCCCCAGACGCACAGCCCCAUCCCUGGGGGGGCCGACCCGGACCAGGACCGUUCGCAGAACAGCACGCCCGUCACGGAACUCUCGAACCGCAUCCUGGACACCAGCUUUGACGAGAGCCCCCAGGCGGGGGCAGUGGCCACGGGGAGGGGUGGGACUGAGGCUGAGGGGAGGAGGGGCGCCAGGAGCGGGGCAGGCUCCGGCUCGGGGCUGGACACGGUCUUCUUGAAUGGACGGCCCUCCCACAAGCGUCGCUCGUCCGAGAGCGAGCUGAGAGACACUAAGAGGCAGUACUCCCUGGAGAGGAGGGAGGAGUCCCUGGAGAGGGAGAGGCGGGCCGGGGGUCACGGCGGCCAGGACGGCCGGUCUAAGACGCCUGCCGCCCCUUCGUCCACCGGCAGGGCCAGCUGCAGCCCCCUGGGCCCCCCUAUCAUGCUGGACAGUGACGUGUCGGACGAGGGCGAGGCAGUGAGCCCCGAGACCAACCUGCGUUGUCUGGUCAACUUCUUCCGGACCAUGGGCUACCAGCAGGAGGUGGUGGAGCGCGUGGUGCGGAGGACUGGCCAGACGGAGGACACCUUCCUGCUGCUGGAGCGCAUCGUGGAGGAGAGCCGGAGGGCGGAGACCCAGGGUGGGGCGAGAGACAGGGCGGCGGACAGGGGAGGCGGGGGGGCCUCGCCGCGCAUUACAGAGACAUCCUUCGCGCCCUCCUCCACCCCUUUCUCCUCGACGCUCCCGAGCAGCAGGGAGAAGGAGCGGGGCCCAUCCAGGAGCCUGGCAGAUGCCCGUGCCAAGGAGAACAUCAAGCCCCUGGGCGGCAGCUGCAGUAACGGCGUGGCCCAGCAGGGGCAGAGUUGCGCCGUGCGGAGCAGCAGUGCCCAGGGCCGAGCCAACGAUGUCAUCACCAUCGACGACGAUGAUGCGGGCGACGAGGACAUGCCCAAGAUGGUGGACCACCUCAACAACCAAUCCGGGUCCAGGAUGGACUACCCGUCUAGGAGUGGAAGCCAGCUGGACUACCUAUCGCGGGGCGGGUCGCAGACACUAGGGGCGGUCCGUGUGGAGAGUGUAACUGCUCUGCGUAGCGCUCCGCAGUGGUUGACCCAGACCACAGAACCCCGGCCAGGCUGCUCCUACCAGACCCUGGCCACCUCCAGACUGGAGCCCCCAGCCUCCCAGCCAGCUCCCCAGCCAGCUCCCCCUGUCACAGGGCUGACUCGCUUCCAGCAGUCCUUGAAGACUCCUUAUACCCUGACCCUGGCCAACCAGCCAGGCAGGCCUGACCUCAGGCACAUCGUUAUAGACGGCAGCAACGUGGCCAUGGCCCAUGGCCUCCACCGGUUUUUCUCCUGCCGAGGCAUCGCCAUCGCCGUGGAGGCCUUCUGGAGGCGGGGCCACCGAGAGAUCACGGUGUUUGUCCCCCAAUGGCGGCAGAAGAAGGACCGCUGCACCACAGAGCAACACUUCCUAAACCAGUUGGAGGACCUCAGACUACUGUCAUUCACCCCCUCCAGAGAGGUUUGUGGCCAGAGAAUCUCCUCCCAUGAUGACAGGUUCCUUCUGCACCUGGCAGAGAAGACGGGUGGGGUCAUCGUAACCAAUGACAACCUGCGGGACUUUGUCAACACCUCAGAGGCAUGGAGGAGGAUCAUCCAGGCAAGGCUGCUGCAGUUCACCUUUGUAGAAGACCUCUUCAUGAUCCCUGACGACCCCCUGGGCAAGCAUGGACCUCACCUGGAGGUCUUCCUACGCAAGGACAACAGGAGGAGUCCUGUGACACCCCCUCCUCAUCGACCAGACUUCCGGCCCGUCCCCCCGGUCUACGUCCAAGCCGUCCAGUCGUCCCCUCGUCCCCCAGCGACCCCCCAGCCACAACCUCCCUCCCACCACUCGGUCUCCUAUCCCCCGUCCACCCCCCAGCCUCGGGCCCACCCCCACUGGCCCCACUCCGGGCCCCCCGGCUGGCAUCCUCCUCGCUCGUCGUCCUCCCCACCGCCCCAGCGGUCGCCGGGGGAGACCAUGGAGCUCAAGAGGAAGCUGUACGACAUCUUCCCUGACCAGAAGCAACGCAUCGACAGGAUCCUAACAGACAACCCUUACAUGAGGGACUUGAACGCACUGUCGGGCCUGCUGCUGGGAUGAAGUGACACACACACACACACGGAUGGCUGUUAAUCGGCAAAAGAGACAAAGGAGAGGACAUUGCUUUAGAGUUUUCAAUGUUUUUGAUUAAAGACAAGAUAAGAGGCAUCAGUUCAAUGACUUUGUUUAGAAGGAAUCAUUAACUCUCUCAGAUCCUCCUUUAUCCUGGUCCCUACAGAUCAACACUAGUGUCAAUUGAACAUUAUCAGCCACAAGCACAAACUGCACUUCUCACAGGUCUCACUUUAUUUGGCAUAUUGACAAAAAAUAUAUAUUGCUUGACCUCGGAAGACCACAAGCUGUCCACAGGGCACAUUUGAUAUGCACUUGUUUUUUGAUGAAGAGAAUCCUUUCCCCUCCAAUUAGCUGUGCACAAAGUCUCUACAUUUUCUGAUUGAAAUGGCUGUUGCUAAUGGAAAUUCCCUUGGCUUUUUUGUUGUAUUAUAUUUACAGUUUUUAUUCAAUGGUUUGGUUUUUUGUAAAUACUGUGAACGUUUUUGGCCAUUGUUCAAAUAUGUUAUUUUUGGUGAACAAUCACAUCAGUCUGUUUGUUGUGCAUGAUGGAUAUACAUGACUUUGUUAUUA
Hypomesus transpacificus is the source of this 3617-nucleotide messenger RNA. It is a transcript of the gene n4bp1, whose product is annotated as nedd4 binding protein 1. The record is from RefSeq and is a predicted model, not a curated record. Bases 153 to 3032 code for a protein of 959 amino acids. Gene Ontology annotation, cellular component: nucleus; PML body. NCBI's taxonomy places the organism in Eukaryota, Metazoa, Chordata, Actinopteri, Osmeriformes, Osmeridae. The transcript has 7 exons. Gene Ontology annotation, biological process: negative regulation of proteasomal ubiquitin-dependent protein catabolic process; negative regulation of protein ubiquitination.